AUGGUGAGAGGAAAGAUCGAGAUCAAAAGAAUCGAGAACGUGACGAGCAGACAAGUCACGUUCUCCAAGCGUAGGAAAGGUCUCUUGAAGAAAGCUCACGAGCUUUCAGUUCUAUGCGAUGCUCAAGUCGCAGCCAUUGUAUUUUCUCAAAAAGGAAGAUUAUAUGAUUUCGCAAGCUCCGACAUGCAGAAGAUGAUGGAGAGAUAUGAUAUACAUAGGAGCGAGUAUUUUGGGGCAGAGAGACUACAAAAACAGCAAUUUGUGCAGGAGGUCAAGAACGAAAUGGCGAAAACGUUAGACCAGAUUGAACUUCUUCAACUUCAUUGCCGGAAACUGAUGGGGCAAGAUUUGGAUUCGUGUUCAGUGGAGGAACUCAAGGAGAUAACUAUCAAACUUGAGAAAAGCCUCACUAUUGUAAGAUCAAGAAAGGCUAAGUUAAAUGAAGAUACGAUAGAGAAACUAAAAGCAGAGAUUUCAGGAGAGAAAGAAGUCUUGAACGAGACAAGUAGUCUACAACAAAUGUUUGAAGAACCAACCUUGUGGAUGCACUCGAGGAGUCUAGAGAGUGAGAUGAGUGGACCAUCAUGUGGUUAUGGAAACAUGAACAUAUCGGAUGUCAAAACUGAGUUGUCCAUCGGAUUGCCUGAAAGUCGUGAGUGA
This is a messenger RNA of Brassica napus (rape), 660 nucleotides long. RefSeq names its product MADS-box protein AGL71-like. The record is from RefSeq and is a predicted model, not a curated record. Gene Ontology annotation, biological process: positive regulation of transcription by RNA polymerase II. Bases 1 to 660 code for a protein of 219 amino acids. Gene Ontology annotation, cellular component: nucleus. Gene Ontology annotation, molecular function: RNA polymerase II cis-regulatory region sequence-specific DNA binding; DNA-binding transcription factor activity, RNA polymerase II-specific; protein dimerization activity. NCBI's taxonomy places the organism in Eukaryota, Viridiplantae, Streptophyta, Magnoliopsida, Brassicales, Brassicaceae. The transcript is spliced from 6 exons.